AUGGCGCCGAGAAGAGGAAAGCGUCGACCUGCCGCCAGAGCGGCUCCGGCCGUCGCUGAGCCCGAACCAGAACCGCAAGCCGGCCCAUCUCGGUCCCCAUCGGCAAGAUCGCUCAGCUCCGAGACCUCGUCGCUGCGGAAGGGCAAGGCUAAGGCUACCGAUGCCGGGGUGAAUGGCUCUGCUGUCGCUCAUGUCAGCGUGGAGGAUUCCGCCCCUGACCCUGUCGCUCCUCCGGAUCAGGCCGACGAUGAUGACGACAGCGAGGAAGAUGAAGAGGAGGAGGAGGAGGAGGAUGUCGAUGGGGACGAUGCGGAGAGCGAAGGAGAUGAGGACGAGGAUGACGACGACGAUGAGGACGAAGAGGAAGAAGAAGAUGAUCCACCUGCUACAUUACAUGACCAGAUAGCGGCAGCUGGUCAGGUGGCUGAAGAUGAGGAGGACGACGACGACGACGAAGAAGAAGAAGUCGACGACGAAGAAGUAGAAGACGAAGACGAGGCUGAGGAAGACGACGAAGAAGAUGACGACGAUGAUGAUGAGGAUGAGGAGCCUGUCCUCAAAUACUCUCGGCUAGAGGGAAGGAUACCGGAGCUGCUAGGCCGCGACAGCGCCACAGCAAUAGACGUCUCGCCCAGAGUGAUCGCCAUUGGAACACAAAUGGGCAUGGUUCACGUCCUGUCGUACGGUGGAGCCAAGGUUAACUCGUUCCGACCUCACGCCGCCAACGUCACUGCUCUCCGACUCGAUGAGGACAACGACUUCGUGGCAACGGCCAGCAUGGAGGGCCGGGUUGUCAUCCACUCCCUCACCAGCACCGAGUCGUACGCCUUCGACUACAAGCGCCCCAUGAACGCCAUUGCGCUAGAACCCGGGUUCGCGAAGAAGAACACGCGAGCCUUUGUCUGCGGCGGCAUGCUCGGCAACCUCGUCCUCCAGGAGAAGGGGUGGUUAGGGUACCGCGAGCAGGUGCUGCAUUCUGGCGAGGGGCCGAUCUGGGCGAUCGAGUGGCGCGGUAACCUCAUCGCAUGGGCCAACGACCUCGGCGUCAAGAUCUAUGACACGGCAUCGGGACAGAGGAUAGGCUAUAUCGAUCGCGGGGCACACGCACCCCGCGCCGAGCUGUUCAAGUGCACCCUCAUGUGGAAGGACGACCACACGCUCGUCAUCGGAUGGGCUGAGUACGUCAAGAUCGUGCGGAUCCGCAGCCGGCCAAAGCCGCAGCCCGGCGUUCCGCCACUCACCAUCGAGGUCUCGUCAGUGUGGGAGGUGGAUUGCAUGGUAUCCGGCUUGACCCCGUACCAGUCGUCGGCAUACAUCAUGCUCGCCUACAUCCCCCCAGAUACCUACGACAACGAGGCGACGCAGGAUCGGGCUGAGCAACGGCGCAAGGCGGCCAACCGGCCCGAGGUUCGCAUCAUCCGCCAUGGCGACGAGAUUGCCGCAGACGAGCUCGCGGUCCCCGCGUUCGAGCGGUACAGCUGCAACGACUACACAUUAAUCCAGUCGCAGCGGCAGGACGACGUCGGUGUCUCGCUUGUGCUCACACCACAAGACAUUAUUGUUGUGCGGCCGCGCGACGAGGCGGACCACAUCGACUGGCUUGUCGAGCGCGAGCGCUUCCAGGAGGCGUUGACGGCAGCGGAAGCGCUGAGAGAUAAGCACGGUGGCGCCUCUGACGUGCAGGCCAUCGGGCGCAAGUACAUGGAGCACCUCGUGGAAGCUGGCAACUACGAGCAGGCAGCUACCCUCGCGCCAAAGGUCCUGGGCGAGGAUGUUGGCAACUGGGAAAAAUGGAUCUACUCGUUUGUGCAGCAGCACAAGCUGCCAGCCAUCAUCCCGUACAUCCCAGUGUCCAAUCCUCAGUUGUCAAAAGCGGUCUACGAGAUGGUUCUUGGACACCUGCUUGUGAACGACAAGGGCACCCUACUCGAAACGGUCAAGGUCUGGCCUAUCGACAUCUACGACAGCGCUGCUAUUAUUGGUGCGGUCCAGAGCGAGCUCGAGGCGACCAAGGACGACCCUGUGCUACUUGAGGUCAUGGCUGAGAUCCACCUCCGACGGAGCCAGCCUGCACGAGCACUGCCCUACUACCUCCGCCUGCGCAAGCCCCAUGUGUUCGACCUCAUCCGCGAGCACAACCUCUUCGAUGCCGUCCAGGAGCAGGCGCUCCUGCUCGUCGAGUUUGACCGGGCGAGAAUAAAGGCAGAUCCCAAGGCCCCUGUGGAGGGCAAGCACGGCGCUGCAAUCCAACUGCUCGUGGACCACACUCUGUCCAUUCCUGUCGACCGCGUGGUCCAGCAGCUCGAACCGAAGCCGCAGUUCUUGUACAUGUAUCUCGACGCCUUGUUCGCCAAGGACCCGCAGGCAUGCCAGCAGUACAGUGAUCGGAUGGUUGAGCUCUACGCCACGUACGAUCACGACCGCCUCAUGCCGUUCCUUCGGGCCAGCAAUUUCUACGACCUGGAGCGGGCGCUCCGGAUAUGUGAAGCACACGACUUUGUCCACGAGACCGUGUUCCUUCUUGGCCGGAUGGGCGACAACCUGAAGGCGUUGAAUCUGAUCAUUGAACGCCUAGGGGACGUCCGCUUGGCCAUUACGUUUGCCGAGGAGCAGAGAGAUGACGACCUAUGGGAAGCGCUCAUUACGCAUUCAGAGACGAGACCAGACUUCAUCCGCGCACUGUUGGAACAUGGCGGCGCCGAGAUCAAACCGGUCCGUCUCAUUGAGAGGAUCAAGGAGGGCCUCGAGAUCCCUGGACUCAAGCCUGCGCUGGUCAAGGUUCUGCAGGCAUCCAACUUGCAGGUCUCACUUCUUGAAGGGUGCCAACGGAUUCUAAAUGGAGACUGCAACGCCCUGGCUGUGAGGCUCCAGGCCGGGCAAACCAAAGGUAGUCACGAGAUUGAAACUGCCACCUGCGAGAUAUGCGGCAAGCUUGCCUUCCCGCCGACAACUUCUGCGGAAGCACCCUUGGCUUUGAUUUACUUGUGCCGCCACUUGGUUCAUGCCUCAUGUGCUGUGCUAAACGACGACAUCGAGCUUCCCGAGCGGCCGGAGAACUCGGCAGUGACACACCUGCUUCUAGCCGACAAGCCUAUGGGCGGCGGUACGCGAGUAGCGCAGCAGCGGGCGCUCGGAGCCAAGCUGAGCUACGAAGCCAUGGUGCGUGUCCGCGUCGGUCCGUGCCCCGUGUGCAAGCACCGGCGUGAGGGCGGCGGCAGUGGCCGUUUCAGCAGCAGCGUCGUCGUCACCACCACGACGUCGACAACUCUUGUCAUGGCCUAGUGUCUAUGUAUAUGCAUAG
This is a messenger RNA of Vanrija pseudolonga, 3301 nucleotides long. It is a transcript of the gene VPS41, whose product is annotated as Vacuolar protein sorting-associated protein 41. The transcript has 9 exons. The coding region runs from base 1 to 3282 and encodes 1093 amino acids. Lineage: Eukaryota; Fungi; Basidiomycota; Tremellomycetes; Trichosporonales; Trichosporonaceae. Gene Ontology annotation, biological process: endosomal vesicle fusion; cellular response to starvation; macroautophagy. Gene Ontology annotation, molecular function: protein binding. Gene Ontology annotation, cellular component: late endosome; HOPS complex. The record is from RefSeq and is a predicted model, not a curated record.